This is a messenger RNA of Daktulosphaira vitifoliae (grape phylloxera), 928 nucleotides long. Its product is annotated as progestin and adipoQ receptor family member 4. Gene Ontology annotation, molecular function: signaling receptor activity. The transcript has 6 exons. The record is from RefSeq and is a predicted model, not a curated record. The coding region runs from base 62 to 928 and encodes 288 amino acids. Gene Ontology annotation, cellular component: membrane. NCBI's taxonomy places the organism in Eukaryota, Metazoa, Arthropoda, Insecta, Hemiptera, Phylloxeridae.
AGUAGAAAAAUGGUAACCUUACCAUCAGUUUUGUAGUCGUCUAUAACUCUGUGUAAAAAAAAUGGCUGUUCAACAUUUUACUAAUUCUGGAGUUUAUUUCACUUGUAAAAAAAUUACCAUGUUAUGUUAUCGUGAAAAUUUACCUGAGCACUUGCGUUUUAAUCCAUACAUAGACCAAGGAUACCGACCACCAAUGCGACCACUGCAAUGUUUUAGCAGCAUACUAACCAUACACAACGAAACAUUAAAUAUUUACACACAUAUUAUUGCACUGAUACUAUCAAUAAGUUUGAUAUAUACGUCACCUUUAAGAGAAGUUAAGGACUUACAAUUCAUUAAAUUAUGUCAUGUAAUUGCUACUAUCAUACCGUGGAUUGGAAGCAUUGUUUAUCACACAUUCAUGAAUGUUUAUGGCAACAAAAGAUAUUAUAAUAUUCUACUGAAAGCCGAUUUAAUUUGUAUAUGGCUAGCUCAAUAUAUGGGAGGAAUACCAGUGGUGUCUGUGACCAUUUACUACCUACCUAGUUACACCAAAGUAAUUAUUGGAGUUUUUUACUGGGCGAUAUGCAUCUGGGGAUUAUAUAAAGUAUUUAAAGUCAAUAAUUUUAUUAAAGCCAGCCGUUUUUACUUUUUUUUACCAAUAACGAUUCGAAUGACUUCAGUUAUUUUAAGAUCAACCUCACAUGGAGGUGGUAGUCAAUCAGCUUUAGGCUAUGUUGUUCUUGCGGAUUUAUCAUCAGUUAUUGGAGGAAUAAUAAAUGCUUCACGAUGGCCUGAAAAAUAUUUUCCAGGAAACUUUGACUUUGUUUUCAACUCUCAUAAUAUUAUGCAUUUAUUAGUAUUAUUAGCUAUGUACUGGAUGCAUCAAGUUAACAUUCAAGAUAUUUUAUGGCUAUCUUCUGUACAAAUUACAAGAAGUAAUGUCUAA